AUGCUCUUCGGCCGUAAUCAGAAUAGACCAAGUCGGAUGGUCCCCUCAAAAUACGACUCCUUGUUUGCUAAUAUCCGUGGCUUGUCGCUUUGUUUUUCGUGUGUGCAUCGGCCCUAAUCGCGAUAGGGGAAGUAAAAAUGUUUUGUAAAUAAAAAAUAUACCGAACAAAAGGUAAAUUAACGGUGGCAGAGUGCAGCCCACUCGGGCCAAUAACAGAGGAAAACAAAAAAACGACAAUUGCUGGGAGAAUUCAAUGUCUUGGGAGUAAUAUCGAGUGUAUAAAUCUUCCUGAUUGAAUUAGUCAUAAGAUGAUAAUAAAUCAUGAGUGCUGUUGUAAAUAUCUAGUGGCUGUCUAUGUCAGGAAGCUCCUGCAGUACUUAUAGCAAUGGAGUUGUGACAGUGGCGUGAAAAUGGCGAUUUUGUAGAGAAUGGCAGGAAGACGUUCGGGUUUGGUGAAUGCUGAUUCCCUCGUUGGUUCUGUUGCUGAAGAUCCAUUGAGGGAAUUAUUCGAGGCAUGUAAAAAUGGCGAUUUAGCGAAAGUCAAGAAAUUAGUUAAUCCCAAGACUGUUAAUGCGAGGGACACGGCUGGACGAAAGUCAACUCCUCUUCACUUCGCAGCUGGAUAUGGUAGGAGGGAGCUGGUGGAGUUUCUACUGUCAGCAGGUGCCUCCAUUCAAGCUAGAGACGAUGGAGGUCUUCAUCCACUCCACAAUGCCUGUUCAUUUGGGCAUUCCGAUGUUGUUAGAUUGCUCCUAGAAGCUGGAGCUAAUCCCAACACGAGGGAUAAUUGGAAUUAUACGCCACUGCAUGAAGCAGCCAUCAAGGGUAAAAUAGACGUGUGUAUAGCCCUCCUCCAGCACGGGGCAGACCCAAACAUCCGCAACACGGAGGGGAAAACAGCCCUUGAACUAGCUGAACCCGUAACAAAACCAGUAUUAACCGGGGAGUACCGGAAGGACGAGCUACUCGAGGCAGCUCGUUCAGGUAAUGAGGAGAAGCUUCUCCAGCUUCUGAAUCCCCUCAACGUCAACUGUCACGCGAGUGAUGGACGUCGUUCAACGCCUCUACACCUCGCAGCGGGUUACAAUCGAGCCCGAGUCGUCCAAAUUCUCCUCCAACACGGAGCAGACGUUCAUGCAAAGGAUAAAGGUGGUCUAGUCCCUCUGCAUAACGCAUGUUCCUACGGACAUUUCGAGGUGAGUGAGGCCCUCCUGAAGCACGGUGCAGCAGUGAAUGCAAGUGAUCUCUGGGCAUUUACACCCCUGCACGAGGGUGCGAGUAAAUCACGCGCCGAAGUCUGCUCUUUGCUCCUUUCCGAAGGUGCUGAUCCAACGCAACUCAAUUGUCACAGUAAAUCAGCAAUUGAUGUUGCACCAACAGCAGAGCUACAAGAGCGUUUAGCCUAUGAGUACAAAGGUCACUGCCUCCUAGACGCUUGCAGACAGGCAGAUUUAGUAAAGCUAAAGAAAUAUUUAUCAGCUGAUGUUGUCAACUUCAAGCAUCCCUAUACUGGUGAUACACCACUUCACUGCGCUGUUGCAUCACCGUAUCCCAAACGAAAGCAAAUAAUCGAGGCAUUGAUACGUAAAAAUGGAUCUUUGAAUGAAAAAAACAAAGAUUUUCUCACACCCCUUCACGUCGCAACUGAUCACUCGUAUUACGACGCCAUGGACGUUCUCCUGAGGCACAAUGCUCGGGUGAAUGCCCUGGAUGGACUAGGACAAACAGCACUUCAUCGCUGUGCAAGGGAUGACAACGUUCAGGCGGUCAGGAUUUUACUGUCCUACAACGUCGAUCCAACGAUAGUCUCCCUCCAGGGUUACACUGCGACUCAAGUUGCCACUGAAAAUGUCCUCAAGAUUCUUCAAAAUCCACCCAGUUGUACGGAAGACGUCGAGGUCCAGCUGCUGGAGGCCAGCAAGUCUGGGGAUCUGACAGCUGUUGAGAGAAUUCUUCAGGCAAAUCCACACGCUGUCAACUGCAGGGAUCUAGACGGUAGACACUCGACUCCUCUGCACUUUGCAGCGGGUUAUAAUCGAGUACCAGUUGUUGAAUAUCUUCUGGCAAAUGGUGCUGAUGUCCAUGCCAAGGACAAAGGUGGAUUGGUACCUCUGCACAAUGCUUGCUCUUAUGGACAUUACGAGGUUACGGAAUUGUUGGUGAAGCAUGGAGCAUCAGUGAAUGUCGCUGAUCUUUGGAGAUUUACACCGCUGCACGAGGCGGCGGCUAAGGGUAAAUGUGAGAUUGUUAGAUUGCUGUUGAGACAUGGAGCUGAUGCAUCGAAGAAGAAUAGGGAUGGUGCAACUCCAUUGGAUCUUGUGAGAGAAGGUGAUCAAGAUGUGGCGGAUUUGUUGAGGGGUAACAGCGCCCUUCUGGAUGCUGCUAAGAAGGGAAAUUUAGCGAGGGUCCAGAGACUGGUUACUCAGGAUAAUAUUAACUGUCGGGAUGCACAGGGAAGAAAUAGUACACCACUUCAUCUAGCUGCUGGGUACAAUAAUCUCGAAGUUGCGGAAUAUUUGCUGGAACGAGGGGCUGAUGUUAAUGCUCAGGACAAGGGUGGAUUAAUUCCACUUCAUAAUGCCUCCAGUUAUGGACAUUUGGAUAUCGCUGCUUUGUUAAUUAAAUAUAAUACUGUUGUCAACGCCACUGACAAAUGGGGAUUUACCCCACUUCAUGAAGCUGCCCAGAAGGGAAGGACUCAGUUGUGUGCACUCCUUCUGGCCCAUGGGGCUGAUCCAUUUCUCAAAAAUCAGGAGGGACAGAGUCCUGUCGAUCUUGCCAGUGCUGAGGAUGUUAGAUGUCUCUUGCAGGAUGCUAUGGCUUCUCAGCAAGUUGUUUCUUCAGUUCCAGCCGCUUCUGGAAUUAAUUCCAAUGGAAAUACAUCCAGUGGGAAUAGACCUUCUAGUAUUGUCUCAGUUGCUGUUACACCACCACCUAGUUUGACACAGGAGACUGUUAUUAUGCCAUCGGGGGCGCAGAUGAUGCUCUGUGUACCGGUUGCCAGGCCCACUGCCUGUCUCAGUCCCAUGCCAGCUAUUGAAAACUGCCAGGAGAGGGAGAAAGAUGGAUGUGAGGACAGGAGUUGUGCUCCUAUUACAACGGUCAGCGGAUUCUUGGGGAGUCUGGGACUUGAACAUUUGCUGGAGCUCUUUGAGAGGGAGCACAUCACCCUGGAUAUUCUUGCUGAGAUGGGGCAUGAGGACCUGAAGCAAGUUGGCAUAUCUGCUUAUGGGUACAGGCACAAGUUGAUCAAGGGAAUGGAUAAAUUACUGAAUUCAGCGGUCGGGUCUAUCUGGCAACCGUCUAUCAAUCCUGGAACCCUGUUGGUUGAUUUAUUGGCCGAUGAUAAGGAGUAUCUUGCUGUCGAGGAGGAGAUGCAGAGCACUGUCAGGGAACACAGAGACAAUGGACACUCUGGGGGCAUCUUUGGGCGAUACAAUAUUGUCAGGAUACAAAAAGUCCAGAAUAGGAAAUUGUGGGAGCGUUACGCUCAUCGUCGACAAGAGGUGGCUGAGGAGAUGGUAGCUGCUGGCCUCUCAUCUCCCAAUACCGUACCCAGACCAAACUCUACGUUAACCACCCCACAGGCAAACGAACGAAUGCUUUUCCAUGGCUCCUCCUUUAUCAAUGCUAUUGUUCAGAAAGGCUUCGAUGAAAGACAUGCUUACAUCGGUGGUAUGUUUGGAGCAGGAAUUUAUUUUGCUGAGCACAGCAGCAAGAGUAAUCAGUAUGUCUAUGGAAUUUGCGGUGGUACAGGGUGUCCUGCACACAAGGACCGCAGCUGUUAUAUUUGUCACAGGCACUUGUUGCUGUGUCGAGUGACUCUUGGUAAAUCAUUCCUGCAAUUUUCAGCAAUGAAAAUGGCGCAUGCACCACCUGGUCAUCACAGUGUCAUGGGUAGGCCCUCUCAAGGUGGCCUAGUAUUUCCCGAAUACGUUGUUUAUCGUGGAGAACAAGCUUAUCCUGAGUAUUUAAUAACUUAUCAAAUUGUGAGACCCCAACAGGAGCCUGGUAGCAGUGGUGAGGGAAGUGAGGAGCGGUGAUUGGAAGAUUUGGGCCCUGCGGCAAGACUGCGACGAUUGUGCUGCUGUCAAAGGCCGAGAGCCUGCAGUAGAUUGUCAUGAAAUGACAGUCUGAUUUUAUGAACUUAUUAAUCAGUCGUCAAAUAGUGAAACAAAAAAAAAUCGAGAACGAGUAAACUGCGAUUCUAUGGCAAAUAUUUUUUAAAAGACAGGCUCAAAUGGAAAAGUGUUCAAUCUUUCGUUUUUGGAUUUUUUACAAUGAACGUCAAGGGAAUGAUUUUUUCUCGAGACUUUAUUGUUCUCAAAAUGCAUCGAAAUCGUAUGGGACAUUCUCUGGGGGUUCGUGGAGUUUUCAAAUUUAUAGCCUCGGAUUUGGCUGAUCGUAACGUAAAAUAAUCAUCGGAUUAAUUAUUAGAAAAAACUUAGUGGCAUCGGAAACAAUCACAUCAAGUGAUUGCCGAAACCACAAUAUUUAAGGCCUCACUAGUUCAUGUGGAAUGUCUCAUGCACAUUAAUUUUUUGUUCUCUCACAGUUGAGUAUUUAUUGCAGGUUCACUGUGAAUAAAUAAAGUAAAAAUACGGAGGA
This is a messenger RNA of Diachasmimorpha longicaudata, 4608 nucleotides long. It is a transcript of the gene Tnks, whose product is annotated as poly [ADP-ribose] polymerase tankyrase. NCBI's taxonomy places the organism in Eukaryota, Metazoa, Arthropoda, Insecta, Hymenoptera, Braconidae. The coding region runs from base 429 to 4043 and encodes 1204 amino acids. The record is from RefSeq and is a predicted model, not a curated record. Gene Ontology annotation, molecular function: NAD+ poly-ADP-ribosyltransferase activity; protein binding. The transcript is spliced from 4 exons.